AUGAUGGUCGGCAGGACGAGCGCCAUCGCGGCGGGGGUUUGCGGAGCUCUCUUCGUAGGAUAUUGCAUUUAUUUCGACCGGAAGAGACGCAGCGACCCCAACUUCAAGAACAGACUGCGAGAACGGAGAAGGAAGCAGAAGGUGGCUAAAGAGCGCGCUGGAAUGGCCAAGCUUCCUGACCUCAAAGACUCAGAAGCGGUGCAAAAGUUUUUCCUGGAGGAAAUCCAGCUCGGGGAGGAGCUUCUGGCCCAAGGUGAUUACGAGAAGGGCGUGGACCACCUGACCAACGCCAUAGCUGUCUGCGGGCAACCUCAGCAGCUGCUGCAGGUCCUUCAGCAGACGCUACCGCCGCCUGUCUUCCAGAUGCUGCUCACUAAGCUGCCCACUAUUAGCCAGCGCAUCGUGAGCGCACAGAAUCUGAGCGAGGACGACAUCGAAUGA
Messenger RNA from Nerophis lumbriciformis (worm pipefish), 441 nucleotides. The record is from RefSeq and is a predicted model, not a curated record. Lineage: Eukaryota; Metazoa; Chordata; Actinopteri; Syngnathiformes; Syngnathidae.